Paramecium sonneborni is the source of this 3019-nucleotide messenger RNA. The record is from the annotation of a GenBank genome assembly. NCBI's taxonomy places the organism in Eukaryota, Ciliophora, Oligohymenophorea, Peniculida, Parameciidae.
AUGUAAAUAUUAAAGAAACUCACCGAUUCGAAGUAAGCCAAAAUAGGAUUAGCAGUUGCAUUGGGUUUGAGUGGAAUUUUUUUUGGUUACCAUCGAUAUGAGAAGGUAAGGAAAUCAUAGUUAAUUGUUAACCCAAAAUCGUCAACUAUAAAUCCAUAAGGUUCUUAAAACGAGUUUGGAUAGAAUCGAUUUUUAACUUAAGCAGGAGCUCUCUUAAGAUGGGGUCAAUUAGAAGAGGGAAGUAUAUCUUAUAAGGUGGAUUUAUUAUUGAAGAAAGGUAUUGGUAUAUGAUGAUGUGUAGGUGAAUCAUAUAGUGGUUUGGUAACAUUAGAAUUUGUAGCUAAACAUAAUUUGAAUGAUUUGUAUGUUGAUUUUAGAGGAUAAAAAGUAGUGAGUUUGUAUGUAAAUGGACAGAAGAUUACAAAUUUGGAAUGGAAUGGAUUGUUUAUUAGAAUACCAAGAGAAUAAUUAACCACAGGUUAAAAGAAUAGAGUGAAUAUAUAAUUUGAUUAAAAUUAUGCUAAAGAUGGAUGUGGAUUACAUGGAUUUAUUGAUAAGGAUGGAAAACAAUAUUUAUAUAGUUAAUGUGAAUCUUAUUUCACAAAUAGAUUGUAUUAGAAAAUAAUUAAAUUAGUUUCCCAUGUAUGGAUUAACCAGACUUGAAAGCUAAAUUGAGAUUUACAGCAGUUUGUCCAAAAGAAUGGGUAGUAAUUUCAAAUGAAAAUGCUGACUAAAAUGGAUUGUAUAAUGAGGCAUAGGCAUUUAAUACAAUAAAACCUUAUUAACCUGAAGAAUUUGUUUUAAGUUAGCUUCAAAAUCUAGAGAAUCCAGAUUAAUAUAAUUUUUGGGUGUUUGGUGAAACAAAAGUGUUACCCACAUAUUUGUUUGCAAUGGUAGCAGGUGAAUAUUGGUAAGUAAAAUUUUAAGGAGAAUAAGAUGAUGUUCCAUAGACUAUAUAUUGUAGAGAAAGUUUAAAAGAUCAUAUGAUGGUUUUAAAAGAUUUCAUAUUUGAAGUAACUAAAAAGAGUAUGAAAUUUUAUGAGAAUUUCUUUGGAGUUAAAUAUUAAUUCAAUAAAUAUGAUUCUGUAUUUGUAAAUGAAUAUAAUUGGGGUGCAAUGGAGAAUCCUGGAUGUGUAACAUUUAAUGAUUUUUAUGUUUUUAAAGAAAAGAAACCAGCUACUAGUUAUACAUAAUUUGCAAAUACAAUUACUCAUGAAAUGGCUCAUCAUUGGUUUGGAGAUUUUGUUACAAUGAAAUGGUGGAAUGAUUUAUGGUUGAAUGAAAGUUAUGCAGAUUUCAUAUCUCAUUUUUGUUUAGAAAAUAUUUAAAUAGAAUCAAUUAAAUUAUCGAAUAUUCCUGUAAUGUUUAAUUAAAGAAAAGGAUGGGGAUACAGAGAAGAUUAAAUGGUAACUACACAUCCAAUAGCUGGUUAAGUUAUUAAUACAGAGGUGGCAGAAAAUAUAUUUGAUGGAAUUACAUAUUCUAAAGGUGCUUCAGUAAUGAAAUAAUUGAUGUGUAUAAUGGGUGCAGAAAAAUUCGGAGAAGCUUGUGGAGCAUAUUUUAAAGAAUUUGGAUGGAAGAAUGCUGUUUUAUAAGAUUUAAUUGAUCAUUUAUAAAAGAAAUUCAAUAAUCCUGAAUUUACAUUAUCAUAAUGGAAAUAAUAAUGGAUUGAAACUGCUGGUAUGAAUGAAAUUGAACCUUAAUGGGAUUAAACAGCUAGAUCUCAUGAAGCAAAAUUAAUAAUUUAUUAAAGACCUGCUUUAAGUUAAUAUCCUACAUUAAGAAUUCAUAAAAUAAAAAUAGGUUUAUUCCGUGAAGAUGGUGGUAUAGAUCAUAUUGAUACAGUAUUAAAAGCCACAGAAGAAAAUGUUGUUACUUAUAAUGGAAGUAAAGGAUAUAGAGCAGUAUUAUUAAAUUAUGAGGAUUAAUCAUUUGUAAAGGUACUUUUAGAUUAAGAAUCUACAAAAUAUUUUAGUUAAAAUUUACAAUCUGUUGAAGAUGUUUUAACAAGAACUUUGAUUUAUAGAGCUUUAUUUGAUAGUGUAAGAGAUGGUAAAAUAUGUUCAGAAGAGUAUGUUGAUUUCUUAUUGGCAUAAUUACCAAGAGAGAAUUCAGAUGAAAUUUUGAAUUCUUAAUUACUUUAUUUAUAAGCUGCUAUUGGAUCUAUGACACCAAGAAGGUAAAAUAUAAUUUAUAUAGUAUUAGAUUCAAAAAGAAUCUUGGAAGAAAAGUCUUUGAAUUCCUUUUAAAAUAAUUAAUUAAAGUUAGUAAAUUGCAAGGAUAAGAAAAUAGAUUAAUAUUAUUGAGAAAUAAUUUAUCAUCAUUUGCUUAUGAUAAUAGAUGCAUCAAUGAUUUAUUGAGUUGGUUCUAAGGUUAAAAUGAAGAACUUAAAUAAAUUGAAUGUACAAAAGAUAAUAAAUGGGCAAUUGUCAAAUUAGUCUAUGCUUCUAAAUACUAUGAUAAUAAUGUAGAAUUAAGAUAAGAAAUUCUUUAAAAGAUGUUAUAAAUUGAUAAUUCUGAUGCUGCUACUAGAGCUUAAUUAAAAUGUUAAGCUCUAAUUGCUAAUGAAUAAGAGAGAGCUGCUCUAUGGGAGAAAUUCAUUGAUCCAAAUAAUAAAGAAUCUACAAAAUUAAUCGCAGAAUCUAUGGGUGGAUUCAAUAAUGAAAGACGUUAUUCAAUGGUUGAACCAUAUUAAGAUAAAUUCUUUGAAGUCAUUAUUUAAGUAUUCUAAACUAAAAGUAAUGAUUUCAGCAAAACAUUUUAUGACUACUUAUUCCCAAUUACUGAUGAUUUGGCCAGUCUUUGUAAUGUAUCUAUAUAUAUUAAUAAUAUUUUAUAGAAACUUGAAAAAUUGAGAGUUGCUAUUCCUCAAGAUUUGAUUACUCUAAAAAUUUAAGUUGAAAAAUCUCUUGAUUCAGUUAAGAGAUAAGUUAAAUAAUUUGAAUGUUUCUGUAGCUAAGCUAAAUUAGCUACUUAAUAACAAUAGAAAGAAGAAAUUGAAGAAUGAGAUAUAACAGAU